AUGGGAGAUCUAGUCACGCCAUGUUUGGAGGAUCAUUUAGUGGUAUAUGCGUUGCAGUAUUUGCUACUGUGCUUGUUUUUCUUUCCCGAGGUGCGUUAUGUGAAGCAGAAUGUCCGUGGUAGAGCAUCAUCCAACCGUACCGCGCACAAGGGUCUAUCGGUGUACUUAGUGCUUAAUGCACUGGUGGUUGUCAUUGUGGCGGCUUACCGCCUAAUCGACGAUUCUGUAGCUGUCUGGCGAGAUGGAAUGGAGGUCUUUUCUUUGGUGGCCGUCCUCUUCCUUCAAAUUUACGCCACGAUUAGCCAUGUGGAUCAUGUCUUCCUAUUUACCUUUUGGACACUUCGAUUGCUUGCCCUCUCGAUAGACGUUGCGUUUGAUCGCACCGAGGCGUACAAUCUAGUGCAUCUAAUCCUAGCCUUCGGUUGGCUGUGCGGGUGCUUCGUUGGAUCUCGAUUUCGCAACAAUAAUCAUUCCAGUACUUGUUCGCCUACGCCUCCCGAACCGAAUCUCAUUCGUAGCUGGUUCUUUUCCUGGAUGAAUGCCACCUACCGGGAAGCUCACCGUGGUAGUCAAGCGUUCUACGAAGGCAAACUGUUUGGGACGCUGCAUGAUGAUUGUAGAUGCGAUACACUUUUGGAGCUGUACGAGCAAGCUAACGCAAAGCGUGGCUACACGGUGGUGGACGAUGGCAGUGGACAGAAGGACCGGGAACGGCAUCGAUUUACUAUCCGUCGGCUACUUGCACUCUUCCGUCGGGAUAUAUUACGGACCGGCGUGAAUCGGUUUGCACUGAUCGUGUUUUACUUUCUCUGUCCCUAUCUGCUGCGAGUUCUACUUGAAGAAAAUCAAUCUCGUAUGUAUCAGAAGUGGAUAGUGGUGGCAUUGUUUUAUGCAUCGAUAACGAUUGCCAUACUGAACACCCAGUACCAGCACGCCACACAAGAUAUCGGGCUGCGCAUCAAGUCCAUCCUGAUGGGUGCGAUCUACAGGAGCAUUCUUGCCGAAGCUUCCACCUCCAACACGUCCAGCGCAACGCUCACGACGGACACGAUGGUGUUUGUGCCGUUUGUGCAAGAAAUUCAUAUGAUGUGGUCCGGACCGCUCAUCAUCAUCAUUACGUUCGUUGCACUAUGGGUUUGGGUCAUAGGACCCAGUGGAGGUGUAGGUCUAAGCAUUAUGAUGCUCGUGAUCUACAUGACCAAACGCAUCGCACACAAGAUCUCCAACCAAGAGAAACACAUCAAACGCUGCAAGGAUAAUCGUGUACGUGUAACUACCAACUCGAUCGAACAAAUACAACAGAUCAAGAGCGAUCUGUUGGAAGAAUUUUUCGAACAACAAAUUGGCGAUAAUAGGCGAGAGGAGCUGCAUCACAUGGGAACGUUUAUUUGCUACGAUGCGCUCAAAUAUCUGCUCAGCAUCGUUACCCCAACGAUCGUUGCAUGUGGGACGUUCCUGUUCAUGUACUACGAGGGUAGUGGAGCACUGUUAACUGUGCAGUCAAUGUUUGUGGCGAUCGCACUAUUUAACAUUACGCGCUACCCAAUGACGGUGUUACCGAACCUGAUGACUAACUGGAGAAUUGCAAACGAAAAGCUUGAAGCGAUCAAUGCGAUUGUGUGCGGUGGUAAGAAGGAAGAGCCGAGCUUAAGGACACAAAAGAGCACAAAGCAUAAUGGAGCCCACAAAGGUAGCCUAGAGAAGAUGCAGGACGUUGGAAAUUCGCUCGUUGUUCAUCUGGGAGAUUCCAUAGCGGAUGCGUCAGGUGCGGAUAUUUUGAAGUUCGAGCGAGCACAGUUUUCUAUCGGUGAUCGGCCAAUCUUGAGGGAUAUUAACUUGAAGCUGCGUGUGGGGACUUUUACCGGUAUAAGCGGUACUCAUGGUUCGGGGAAGACUACACUGUUGCGUGCAAUGAUUGGCACGGUCCGCAGAACGGCGGGCCUAAGCAGCAUCAUGUGGAAAAGGGUGUCCUACUGUCCACAAACACCUUGGAUCCAUAGUGGCACCAUCCGGAGUAACAUUCUGUUCGGGCAGGAGUAUGAGCAGGAUCGCUAUGAGCAGGUCCUUCGUGUUUGCUGUCUCGAAGACGAUCUAAAAACAUUCCUAGACUACGACGAACGUGUUGUGAGUGAGGGUGGACACUCACUAUCUGGUGGACAGGCACGGCGAGUUUCGCUGGCCCGUGCCGUCUACCGACGCGCUGAUGUAUAUCUGUUCGAUGAUCCGCUCCGCUCACUGGAUCCGAACGUUUCCCGCACGGUGUUUGAAAAUGUGUUUAACCGUGACAGAGGAUUUCUAGUCGGUUGUACCUGUGUGUUUAUAUCACACGAACCAGAGCAUUAUGCCAUAGCGGAUAGGGUACUGGUGAUGGCCGAAGGUACGAUCGAAAGGGUACUCAAUCCUACCGAAAUCGGUGAUCAACUUGUUGAUCAAAUUGCACGAGAAGACCAGCUGGAAAGCGAUCAGCAACAGGUGGCUGAAGAAGGUCCUAAGCGAAAAACUAAGCGUGCGAAGAAAGUCCACGGAAAGAGUAAAGAGAAUUCCCGUGGUAGUGUUUCACUAAAGCUGUACAUCAACUUUGCACGCCUACUCAAGCUGCCGUAUUGUGGUGGCGUUGUGUUGUUGGAGGUAUUGACCGUUGGGCUGGAUAUCGUCAUCACUACGCUUCUAGCACAGUGGGCUACAAGUGACAAGCGGUCGAACGGAGAUCUUCUCACUACUUUGGGGAUCGUUUGUGUAUGGUCGUUUGCUGUGUUACUGAAGACAGGAUUACUGCAGUGGGGUGGCCUACAGUUAUCAAAAUUCGUUCAUUCCCGAAUGCUUGCCACCAUUCUACGCCAACCGAUGGAAUUCUUCGAUCGCAAUGAUUCAGGCGUGAUUGUGAAUCGCUUCUCGAACGAUCUUAACAUCGUGGAUGUAAAGAUCAUCACCAAUCUACGUGCAGUGCUGAGCGCUUCAUUCAGUGUACUUGGAACAUUAGGUCUUUUUGUCUUUAAGCUGUACAACAAUAUCUUACUAUCUCUGCUGGCACUUACGGCAGCAGUUUUCUUAGUGUUUGGUCUGAAGCAAUUGCUGAGCUACCAUUUACAGGUGGCACGCACAUUAAAACGUUUUGAGGCGAGUUCACGAUCCCCUAUCAUACUGCAGUAUAACGAAACGAUCCAGGGUAUCGAUACGAUCAAAGCGUACAAUGCGGAGGGACGAUUCCUGCGACAGUUCCUUGAACGGAUCGAUACGCAUCAAAACUACAUUUACUACAAUAACUCCGCCAACCGUUGGAUUGGCAUCCGGCUAGAGUUUGUCGGUGCGAUUGUUAUCUACUAUGUGGCGCUUCUUACCGUCAGCAAUCAGUCGAUGGUUGGGUUAGCUUUUGUGGGAAUCAUCGUUAGCUACGUGUUGCGCCUGAUUCCAUCCCUAAACAGCCUUUUGCUAGCGUCCGGCUUACUGGAAGAAAACAUCAUAUCGUUUGAGCGUGUGGCACAGUAUCUGGAUUUGCCGCGCGAAACUAAUGACGAAACGGGCAUCGACUAUCCAACUGCAGGACAAGAAAAGCUACCUGUUCGGGGACCGAUCGAGUAUCGUGAUGUUUCGCUGACCUACUCCGAUGGAUCAACGGUUCUUCAUAACCUCACACUUACGAUUGGUGAGGGCGAAAAGUUGGGAAUCGUUGGUCGAACUGGUUCGGGUAAAUCGAGCUUUAUUGGGACAUUGUUCCGGUUUUACCCUUCCAAUACAUCCGGUACCAUUCUCAUUGCUGGUGUAGCCUUAAAGGACAUAUCGCUCAGGAAGCUUCGCACUGAGCUUACUCUCGUGCCUCAAAGUACAAGCUUAUUUGCAGGGCUGGUACAAAAUUUCAUUGACCCAUGGAAGACUCAUACGAUCGAGCAGCUGCAAACAAUUAUGCGCCAGUGUGAGCUAGGUAAUGUUAGCUUAGGCGCAACGCUGCAAGAACUUUCCGACGGUCAACGGCAGCUUUUGUGUCUGGUGCGUGGUCUGCUGCGUAGGAAACCGAUCAUCAUACUGGACGAAGCCACCUCGGGGUUGAAUGCAGACACGGAGGAUCUUAUACUGAAGGUGUUUCACAAACAGUUUCACGAUCGUACCGUACUGAUGAUCGCACAUCAUCUGAAUACAGUGAAGAGCUGUGAUCGUAUACUGUGGUUGCAGGAAGGGCGUGUUCGUAAAAUUGCUCCACUGCACGAUUACACGGCAGAGGAACGUGCCGAGCUGGGGUUCCGAGAUUAGUACUUAAAUGUAACGGUUUGU
Messenger RNA from Anopheles maculipalpis, 4266 nucleotides. Its product is annotated as ABC transporter C family member 8-like. Gene Ontology annotation, molecular function: ATP hydrolysis activity; ABC-type transporter activity; ATP binding. NCBI's taxonomy places the organism in Eukaryota, Metazoa, Arthropoda, Insecta, Diptera, Culicidae. The record is from RefSeq and is a predicted model, not a curated record. Gene Ontology annotation, cellular component: membrane. The transcript is spliced from 4 exons. Bases 1 to 4245 code for a protein of 1414 amino acids. Gene Ontology annotation, biological process: transmembrane transport.